AUGACCGAUACUGACAAAGAGCUUGUGGACGCUGCUGAUCGAGUGCUGCGAUCAGUAUGCAUCGAUAUCUUGACGACAACUCCGGGAGAAUAUUCUAUUAUAGAUACAUUUGCCUUGGAUCCAGACAGUGUGAAAAUAGAUCCGCUUUCUUUGCUUGAUAACCUCAUCCACCCAAGUGGUUUUGACAGCGCAUUCGGCAACGUUAUGGCCUUUGCAAGAGAUGAAGACAAUCAGGAGUCUGACGAGAAGGAGUUUUUCAGAGAAGAGGACCUUUUAACAUGUGCUCCUGGGAUGCCUGGUGGCCUUACUUUCUCGAAACCCAAACAGACCCCUACAGAAGCUGCCAAGCCUGUUGAAAGUUCUAAUAUCGAUGGAAACAUAGACUUUGACUCGACUGAUCUAUUUGAACUCAUGGAUUUCGUAGGCGGAGGCUCUCCUUUGGUAAUCCCAACGGAAAGCUCCGGCCCUGAAGUUCUGGUAGACUCAGCGCCACAAGCUGAAGUGAUACCCGAUGGAACUGAUUCUAGUGUCACCGAAGAAAUUGAGGAGGCUUUGGUAACCCCACUACCGAAACCGGCGCUCAAAUUUGUUCCUCCCGAACGUUUUGCAUAUGCAAAACAGCUCGAUCCAGCGUCCUGCGAAGCAGAAUACAGGGCACUGGUACCAAACAUGGCGAAGAAGGUGAACUUUUGUUAUAUUUUCAGAGUGGACCAAAAAUGCAGUGCUCCAGUGAAAUACAAACACUCUUAG
Messenger RNA from Cylicostephanus goldi, 750 nucleotides. NCBI's taxonomy places the organism in Eukaryota, Metazoa, Nematoda, Chromadorea, Rhabditida, Strongylidae. The record is from the annotation of a GenBank genome assembly.